AUGUCAACCUUCAAGAACAAAGUCACCAUCACCCACAUCGGCACCGCUACCGCCAUCCUCGACAUUGACGGCAUCACCUUCCUAACCGACCCCUUCUUCUCCCCUGCCGGCACCGGAUUCGAGUUCGCGGGCCGCAUCUGCAAAGUCCACGACGACCCAGCCCUCCAACUCGACCAGCUCCCCCACAUCGACGCGGUCCUCCUCAGCCACGAGAACCACGCCGACAACCUCGACCCUCCCGGCCGUCAGCUUCUCGACGGCAGGCGGGUGUUUACCACCGUCGACGGCGCAAACAACCUUGCCCCUCGACCCAGCGUAAUCGGCUUUAAGGACUGGGAGGAGCGCAAGGUUCGCGUUGCUGGAAAGAUAUUCACCAUCACAGCCACGCCUUGCAAACACUGGCCGGGGCAUGAAUGCGUCGGUUUCAUCGUCCACACAGAAGACUUUGGCGUUGCGGCCGAUGGGAAGCCGAAUGCCAUUUACUUCACUGGGGAUACCGUCUACAUCCCCGAGCUGGCGCGCAUGGCGGAGAAGUAUCACAUUGUUAUUGCUUUGAUGAAUCUAGGGAAGGCGACGUUUGAUGGGUUGCAGAUUACCAUGUGUGGGAAGCAAGGAGCACAGCUGUUUCGGGAUAUCAAGGCUGAUGUGCUGGUUCCUAUGCAUCAUGAGUCGUGGGAUCAUUUCACGCAGAAUGAGCCCGAGUUGGCAAAGGAGCUUCGGGAGGAGGGGGUGUUGGAUUCGGUGCGGUGGCCUAAGCCUGGGGUGCCAUUGGAGCUUUAA
Messenger RNA from Podospora pseudocomata, 780 nucleotides. RefSeq lists its product as uncharacterized. Bases 1 to 780 code for a protein of 259 amino acids. Lineage: Eukaryota; Fungi; Ascomycota; Sordariomycetes; Sordariales; Podosporaceae. The transcript has a single exon. The record is from RefSeq and is a predicted model, not a curated record.